AUGUCCACCUCCACCUCCACUCAAACCAACAAAUCAAUCCUCUUUAUCUCCGCCACAGGCGGUAUCGCCCUCGCAACCCUUCGCAGGUGUCUCGCCUCUUCCAACCCUUCCAACCAGCCAAACCAGACACUAAACCAUCCAUCCCUCACCAUAACCGUCCUCGCCCGUUCUCCCUCCCGCCUCCAAUCCCUCCUCACACCAACCGAGCUCUCCUCCCCUUCGCUACGCAUCAUCCAAGGCAACGCCCACUCCUCUUCCGACCUUGUUCCGCUUCUCACCCAUCUCUCCGACCCAACGACGCUGGUCGAUAUCGUGAUCACUUCCAUCGGCGGCAAACCUGAUCUGAAGAAGCUAGGCAUCGACGAUCCGCACGUCUGCGAAACUGGUGCUCGUGCGCUGCUUUCCGCGCUGGACCAAGUCCGCCGGGCUUCCCUCCAUGUCCCCAACCCAGCUUCGGUUUGUGGAAACAGCUCUUCAAGCAGGGAAGUGGAAGCAAAGAGAAAACAUAAACCCUACAUAAUCACCCUCAGCGCCGCCGGCGCCUCUACCGUCCACAGGGAUUACCCCCUCCCUCUCUACCCGCUCUAUGCGCUCCUUCUCAGAAACCCCCUCAAGGACAAGAGGGCCAUGGAGAACGUUUUUGUAGAGAGUGACGAAAAGAGAUGGACGGUGGUUAGGCCUAGUAUGUUGACUGAGGGGCCAGAAAUUGGACUGGAAAAAGUCAGGAUUGGAGUGGAAGAUUUGCAAAGAAAAAAGUUGGAGGGUGGAAAGGUGGUUGGGUAUACGAUUUCUAGAGAGGAUACUGGGGUUUGGAUCUUUGAGAGGCUGGUGGUUGGUCAUGAUGGGGAGAAGUAUCUGGGGAAGGCGUUGACAGUUACUUACUAA
Neurospora tetrasperma FGSC 2508 is the source of this 885-nucleotide messenger RNA. RefSeq lists its product as uncharacterized. The transcript has a single exon. NCBI's taxonomy places the organism in Eukaryota, Fungi, Ascomycota, Sordariomycetes, Sordariales, Sordariaceae. The record is from RefSeq and is a predicted model, not a curated record. The coding region runs from base 1 to 885 and encodes 294 amino acids.